Durotheca rogersii is the source of this 1707-nucleotide messenger RNA. Its product is annotated as CoA-transferase family III. The record is from RefSeq and is a predicted model, not a curated record. The coding region runs from base 1 to 1707 and encodes 568 amino acids. The transcript is spliced from 2 exons. NCBI's taxonomy places the organism in Eukaryota, Fungi, Ascomycota, Sordariomycetes, Xylariales, Xylariaceae. Gene Ontology annotation, molecular function: catalytic activity.
AUGGCUGUGGGGUCUGGAAGUAGUCCGGUAAGCGAAGGUGCGAGAAUUGCUUUCAAGACGUUAUGGCAAUCCCUCAAGACGGAGCUUCCGGGGGCUGCCCUGUGGCACGCCGAGCACGCCGCGUUCUUGAAAUAUUCCCAGACGGGAGACGCGGUGUGCUUCCCGUGCCCCUUGCGCGAGCAAGAAGCGGUAGCAGCACUCAAGGCCCUCGAAGGAUGCGUUGCUGCUGCCAUUGCGGAUGUUCGAGGGACCCAACGCGAAAGGGCCAUAAAGGUCACCCUAGAGCACGUGGCCACUUUUCUAAUGUCCGCGUACAUCACCAACAUCGACGGCUUGGAUAAGGGCAACCCCGACACCAAGAAGAGAAUACCCGAUACCGAUUUAAACCAGGCCCAGUCGAAUAUAUACCGCCGCCUAUCGGCCGGCCUUUACGAAACUAGGCUCCGAGGAGAGUACUACCACAUACACGGAUCUUUAGAAGCCACGACGACUUUGGAGAUGAUAGGCCUCCCCGCAUUUUUCCCAGGAUUGGUAGAUUAUCGGGAGUGUAUUGAUGUGAUCGAACGAGCGGUUGGACGGUUCUCUGCAUCCGAGUUGGAAACCCUCAAUCGGGAACACCACCAAGCAGGCGCGCCGGUUUUUACCAGAGAAAAAUACCAGAAGACCGCCCAUGGCCGGGCACUGGCGUCUCUUCCCCUGUUCACUGUAGCACCCCUGAACAUGGACACACCGCCGGUCCCAUUCGCGAAUCCGACGGGUGGCCCGGAUCAAUGUCUGCAGGGAAUUCGCGUGAUCGAGCUGUGCCGAGUGAUCGCAGGCCCGACCAUUGGUCGUGCUCUGGCGGCACAUGGCGCAUCAGUGCUCAAGAUUACCUCGCCCCAGUUACCAGAUGUCCCGUUCUUCCAAUUAGACGUCAAUACGGGGAAACAUACGACAUCGCUACAUCUCAAGAACGCAGAGGAUGCCGACACAUUCGAAUCGCUCCUCUCUACGACCGACGUCAUCGUCGACGGAUAUCGGCCCGGUGCCUUUGCGCGUCUCGGGUAUCGUCCGGAGGAGCUCGCGGCAAAGGCAGCACAGCGUGGCAGAGGCCUCGUCUACGUGACCGAGGAUUGUUUUGGUGGCGUUGAGAGGGGUGCCGAAUGGUCUGGACGUCCGGGCUGGCAGCAGAUUGCGGAUUGCGUCACCGGCGUAGCGUGGGAACAAGGCCGAUUCAUGGGGCUGGACGAGCCGGUAGUCCCGCCGUUUCCUAUGUCCGAUUACGGGACAGGGUGUGCCGGUGCCGUUGCGGCGCUAUCGGGCAUCUAUCGACGGGCGACCGAGGGCGGCAGCUGGAUGUGCCGGACCAGCCUGUCACAGUACGACCUGUUCCUCCUAUCUCUCGGUACAUACCCGGCCGAUGUUGAAGAAAAACUGCGUCACGAGCACGACCCUCGCUUCUUCGAGCUACGCCAUAACGACUCCGUGGACGAAGUAAGCCAGCGGGCCCUGCGCAGCAUCAAGCGUCUCCACCCGGAGCUGUUCGGGGACCACAUGAUGCAAAGCGCGUAUAGCGAGGCGUUUAACGGCGUGGUUAAAUGGCCCAAGGAGCCACUCGAGGUGGAGGGCAUCGAGAUUGGCCACGUGCGGCCAACACGGCCUAACGGGUAUGACAAGCCGACUUGGGAGGACUGGGAAAGGGACGAUGCGCUACUACCACAAACGUAA